This is a messenger RNA of Closterium sp. Yama58-4, 3881 nucleotides long. The record is from the annotation of a GenBank genome assembly. NCBI's taxonomy places the organism in Eukaryota, Viridiplantae, Streptophyta, Zygnematophyceae, Desmidiales, Closteriaceae.
GACGAGCGGCUUCCCAAUUCCUGGCAGCCAAGGGGCUUCGGGUGACCGUUGUAGAUUUCUCAGAGGCAGGCGGGUUGGAAACGGUGCAGCUGAUUGGAGAGAAGACGGGGAGGCGAGAUGCCGCGAGAUUCGUCCAGUGUGACGUCAGCAAACCUUCUGACCUGGCCCGUGCAUUCGCCACGCACAUGCAAUGGUGUGGCCGUCUCGACGUCUGCCUCAACAAUGCGGGGAUAGGCGAGAGAGAUUGGUUUCUCAAGGACACGUCGACUGAUGGGAAAGGCUCCUGGCGUCACGUGUUGGAUGUCAACUUGAGAGCUGUUGUGGACGGCACUCGCCUUGCUGUACACGCAAUGCAGCAGGUUGGGAAAUGCUCGAAGGUCGGCAGCACCAGUGGCGUGAUUGUGAACGUGGCAUCGGCAGCAGGACUGUACCCUUCUCCCAACGGCCCCGUCUAUGCCGCAUCCAAGGCUGGAGUGGUCAUGUUCACACGUUCAUUGGCUCACCUCUCUGCCAGUGGCAUUCGCAUCAACGCCCUCUGCCCUGAGUUCAUUGAAACUCCACUGGUGACGCAGGUCACAGGGCAGGCGGCCAAGCAUCUCCCCAAGGUGGUGGCCUCGCUGGGGGGCUUCAUUCCCAUGGAGACCAUCGUCGACGGCCUGGCCGAGUUGAUAGAGGACGAGCAGAGGGCGGGCGAGUGCAUGUGGAUCACCAACCGGCUGGGCAAGCAGUGGUGGCCGACCGAGGAGGAGAAGAGGCGCUACUUGGUGGCAGGCACACCUGGGGGAGGUGGUACCAGGAGUGACAGUAAAGGUGGUGACAGCAGGGGAAGUGGCAGCAAAAGUGAUGCAAGCGGGGGUGGAGGGACACUGGCAUUGGGUGCCAUGCCACGCGCAAGGAGGGGUGCUGGUUUGGAGGCAGCUGGAGGUGAAGCUUCUGGGAAGCAGCGUGUGGGUGUGGCGAGUGGGCUGCCUUUGAGUUUCCGGAAGCUUGUGGUGCAGCGCCUCUCAUCGGACUUUAGGCGAGCCACCAGCAUCAUCGAGGCACCACUGCCGCUGCCUGUGCCGGCAGGGAAGGUGCUGCUGCGAGUGCGAUACGCGGGGGUGAACGCCAGCGAUGUCAACUACUCAGCCGGCCGCUACGCAGGCAGCCCAGCAGAAGCAUCCCAGCAGCUUCCCUUUGACGCAGGCUUCGAGGCAGUGGGGGAGAUCGUCGCACUACCAGGCAGCAUUACAUCACCCAGCGCACAGCCCAAAGACGGUCUGGGAUCCUUGGCACAGGGCAGCAGAGGGGGGCUGGCAGGGGGGCUGGCAGGGGGGCUGGCAGUGGGGCAGGCAGCAGCAGCGCUGGCGUAUGGUGCAUUUGCAGAGUAUAUGCUGGUGGAUGCCCGAUGGGUGAUCCCUGUUCCUGACUGUUCCCCGCAAAUGGUGGCUCUGCUGACCAGCGGCCUCACUGCCUCCAUCGCUCUAUCUGAGUCCGGGCGCAUGGGUAGCGGAGAGACGGUGCUGGUGACAGCAGCAGCAGGAGGGACGGGCCAGUUUGCAGUGCAGUUGGCGAAGCUGGCAGGCAACAGGGUGGUGGCGACAUGUGGCAGUGAGAGCAAGGCAGCAGUGUUGAGGGACCUUGGGGCGGAUGUGGUGGUUAACCACCGCACAGAGAAGGAUAUGGCCAAGGCACUGAAGCAAGCAUGUGGGCCGCAAGGAGCAGCAGUGGUGUUUGAAUCCGUGGGGGGUGAUAUGUUCUCAGCUGCUCUGAAGGCGCUUGGUCGAUUUAGGAGGCUCAUUGUAAUCGGCAUGAUGUCACAGUACACAGCAGGGCAGGAGGGGCAGUGGGUGAGCAAGGCAUAUCCUGGUUUGUGUGAACGCCUGCUCUCCAAUUCUCAGACGCUGGUGGGGUUCUUCCUGCUGCACUACCCGCAGCUGUGGCGCACGCACUUCACCAAGCUGGUCACCCUGUACCAAGCAGGGCUGCUCAAGGUGGCUCUGGAUCCGACGCCGUUCAAGGGCCUGCCUGCAGUGACGUCAGCAGUGGAGCACCUGCAAGCUGGGAGCAGCGUGGGCAAGGUUGUGGUAGAGAUAAGCCCAAAGAUGAUAUUCGGGAAGCGCAAGGACGAUAAGGGGUUUGACAUCGAGUUCAGCAGCGAUGACAUCUCGUCCAUCCACACACAGCACUCCAGCUCGGGGAAAUUCCUCGAUAAGUACAGUCUCCCUGACAUGGAGGCGAUGCUGCAAGAGCUAGGGGUGAUGUCGAAGCUGAGGAAACGGGGCCACCAUGCUGUGAACAUAGAGCUCGACCUCACAGACCCCUUCGUGCAUAAGAUGCUCUGGACCACCCCAGCAGCUCCUGAGCCUCUUUGCGAGUGCGCCCUGCGCAUUCUCACCUCCACUUCACUGCUUCAUGCAGUGCGGCCCAGCGAGGUGAUAGGCAAAGGGGCAGCCGUGCUCAAGGCGUGGGAGAGUGGGUUAGGCGAGUACCAUCCGCUCAAGCUGCUGCUGGUUGACUGGCUGCUGCUUCAAGACCCUCUGGCUCCCUGUGAUGAGACCUUGCUGCCAGGCCAACACAUGCCAGGUCUCGGGGUUGCGAUCGAAUUUGGCAACUUGCUCUAUCGCAUGGCACAGGAGGGCGAGUUUGAUGCGGUGGUGAAUCGUCCCCUGCACUUCCACAACGCAGUCAUGUACGCACCCACGGGCAACCGCUUCCUUAACCCACAGGUGGAGGCGCGGUUUCGAGUGCUGGUGCAGGACAUGGAGGCUAAUGUGCUGGCGAAGUCCCUUGCUGACGUGUCACACACCAUUCAGUGUGCUGGAUUGAGACUCGCUCAUUCCACCACAGAUACUUCAACCACAGACGGUUCAACCAGCACUACCAGCGGUACCACCAGCAGCACACCAAAUACCACCUCCCCCAGCAGCACCUCAGAGGACACCAGCGCCGGCACCACCCCAGAUAAGACCUCCCCCCGCACAACUCCAGAUACCACCUCCCCCAGCAGCCACGCCGUGAGAGUCAUCACCUGGACGGCAGAGGAGCAGGCCAAUCCGGUGUCAGAGAGGAUGAAGGCCUUCUUGGCGUCAGAGCCCUACCUCUCAUUGGUGCAGAGGGACUCACGUGGCAUCACAGCCAAUGAGCAUCUGACACGUGCGCGCUCCAUGCUGGUCAAUGGCCGGCGCGUCUCGCUCAGCAGCAGCGGCAGGGAGCUGGGGAGUGGGAGAGAGAUGGGUAAUGGGGGCAGUGGCAGGGAGGUGGGGAAUGGGGGCAGUGGCAGGGAGGUGGGGAAUGGGGGCAGCGGCAGGGAGGUGGGUCAUGGGAAUGGGAACAGUGGGAGUGGGAGGGAAGUGAAAGGUAGCAUUGGGAGGGGUGCAAACGGAAGCUUUGGCAGGGAGGACAGUUGCAAUGGUAGGGACAUGGAUAACAACCGCAGCUGCCCCAGCUUGCAGAAUCAGGAGGGUGUUGCGGCUAAUGCAGGUACAGCUGGGGAUGUUACAGCUGGUGAUGCUGGUGACCAGGUUGGAUCGUUAAAGCCAGUGUUUGGGUUGGACUCAUUGGAUGGGGUGGAGAGUCAGGAGGCGAUAAAGAAGCGGAUAGAUGGGGGGGUGCCCGUGUGGGAAGUGGCCAAGUUCAUCCGGUAUCUGGAGCUGAAGCGGGCCGGCAGGAGCAUCAACGAUGCUCUGAGGAACUCCAAGGGCUACCGCAAUCCCGACUUCAUGCAGCAGGUAGUGAAGCACGAGGGAAUAGACGAGCACGGCUCUUGCUUUCCUAAGGACGUCUUUAAUCCCCACGGCUUUGACCGAUCUGACUACUACGACGCUCUUGACGUCUUUAAUCCCCACGGCUUUGACCGAUCUGACUACUACGACGCUCUUGGUACGCUUCCUCAUGCUUAA